Besnoitia besnoiti is the source of this 1695-nucleotide messenger RNA. RefSeq names its product GTPase. Gene Ontology annotation, molecular function: GTP binding; ribosomal small subunit binding; rRNA binding. Bases 1 to 1695 code for a protein of 564 amino acids. Lineage: Eukaryota; Apicomplexa; Conoidasida; Eucoccidiorida; Sarcocystidae. Gene Ontology annotation, biological process: ribosomal small subunit assembly. The transcript is spliced from 14 exons. The record is from RefSeq and is a predicted model, not a curated record.
AUGGGCCAACUCUUACAUUUAUCUUACAGAAUUAUACAGCAUGAUGGCAAUCUACGCAGACUCGGAGGACACCUUAGUCCCGUGCCUCUGGAGGAUGGAUCACGCCAAACAAGAGCUUCACUCCACCGCAUCUGUCGAGGAUGCAUGAACGCCCCGGGCGUGCCUUCCGCCAAUUCCUUCAGCCGACGUGCUGAGGCUUACGUCUCAAGCCAUGGGGCCGUGCAUCGCCCUUGCGGAGAAGGGCCCGGACGAGAAGCCGAGCAGACCGUUGGUUUUACUCGUCUUACGCGAGGCGGUGUGCGUGGAGUUUCGAGGGCACUCGCCUCACUGCCGCCCUGCGCACCGCCGCUGCCCUGGAGGGUGGAUAAUCUACGGACAUCCUCGUUCGGGCCACUCCCACGAAAAUUUUCAAUCAUGAGUAGAUACAAAAAGGUUCGGCCAGUUGCGCCUGCGGGGGAUCUUGCGGCUGCUGACAAUGAGGCAGCACCAAGUCGGUCCGAGCAAUCACCAGAAUGCUCCGGUGAGAGCAGUUUCGCCCAACGCGCUGACCGCGAACGCCAUCGCUUGAAUCCCGUCUACGGUCCUGGUAGUAUAACCAGGGGAGCAGUGCCGCUUGAGGCGCAGUUCAGCAGCUGGGAGCCUCCCGAGCAGCCCGACGGCGGUCGUGCGAGGUCGCUCCGCGUUGCUCUCAUCGGCCCUCCAAACGCAGGAAAAAGCUCCCUACUGAACGCCAUAUUAGGCCAGAAGUUGAGCGCGGUAUCGCCGAAGGUGAACACCACUAGGGGCGAGAUCCGAGGUAUCGUAACGCGGGGCGAUGCGCAGCUGGUCUUCCUCGAUGCUCCAGGCAUCGUCGAAUCUCACCGCAACAAGAUGUUUUGCCGCGAGCUCGUCAGCGCUGCGUGGAGAGGCUACGAGGAUGCAGAUAUAGCACUGCUGGUCAUUGAUACGGUUAAAAGGCCUACUCAAGAUGUGUUCAAUGUCGUCUCAACGAUUGCCCCGAUACCUUCACUCGUCGAACGGGCGUUUGGAGACUCGUAUUCUCACGAUCGGGAGGCCAGCGUUGCGACAAGCCCUUCAGCGGGAGGGCGUGCAGAAACGCGGGCUGCAGAAGGCCUUUUGCAGCACCGCACUGAAGGUGAAGGGACAGACAAUGCAUCCACGGAUGCUAAGGGGAUACCAGUACUUCUGUGUCUAAACAAGGUGGAUUUAGCGUCUCACCCAAAGUGGGUGUACGCGCGAGCAAAGGAGUUCCAGUCCCAUGGGCGUUUCGACAAGAUUUUCCAUCUGUCAGCGAAAAACUCCCGCGGCCUUCAGCCGUUAUUGGACUACCUGUUUUCCCGAGCCAGGCCAGGCGUAUGGGUUUAUCCGCCAGAAAUGAAAACAACGCUGCCGAGAGUACAACAGGUAGCAGAGCUUAUCAAGACGUAUAUCUUCUGCUGGUUCAAUAAAGACGUCCCGUACCGAAUCCAGCAGCAGACAAUUGGGUGGACACAUCGUUUGGAUGGAACCCUGAUUAUCGAACAAGAACUUCUUGUCAAGGAUGAGAAAGUGGCGAAGAUGGUGUGCGGCGUUCGCAACCGAUUGUUGUUCCAGCUGCGGCGAAAUGUUUCUCACAACCUAGAGCAGAACUGGGGGCACAAGGUACUUCUGUAUAUCAACGUUAAAGCCUUGAGGCAACGAGCGCCCUCGAAUUAG